This is a messenger RNA of Colletotrichum costaricense, 234 nucleotides long. RefSeq lists its product as uncharacterized. Bases 1 to 234 code for a protein of 77 amino acids. Lineage: Eukaryota; Fungi; Ascomycota; Sordariomycetes; Glomerellales; Glomerellaceae. The transcript has a single exon. The record is from RefSeq and is a predicted model, not a curated record.
AUGCGCUGGGGAACCCAGCAGCUUGGUGCAACCAAAAACCGACAGCGUGUCACGAAAUCGUCAGAACCCAUCAGCGAUCCAGCAAUCAAGAUCUCGGACAAUCGAUCGCUGCCGAGACAAGCAUCUCUUCAGGUCUGUUUGCAGUUGGCGAAUGAAGGCAUCCGAGCUGGGGACAUGAGUCGUAAAACAAGUAGGCCCGUGAGGCGUCGAUGGCGUGUAAGUGCAGGUAGUUGA